Messenger RNA from Anolis carolinensis (green anole), 31176 nucleotides. Its product is annotated as potassium voltage-gated channel subfamily A member 1. The coding region runs from base 1448 to 2932 and encodes 494 amino acids. Gene Ontology annotation, biological process: potassium ion transmembrane transport; protein homooligomerization. Gene Ontology annotation, cellular component: paranode region of axon; neuronal cell body; juxtaparanode region of axon. The transcript is spliced from 4 exons. NCBI's taxonomy places the organism in Eukaryota, Metazoa, Chordata, Lepidosauria, Squamata, Anolidae. The record is from RefSeq and is a predicted model, not a curated record. Gene Ontology annotation, molecular function: protein binding; delayed rectifier potassium channel activity.
GGUGCGCCUCGCUCUGCGCGCGCCUUCCCCAUCCCCUCAGCUUCUUGGCGGGAAAGGCACCUCGCUCUGCGCGCGCCUUCCCCCCCCCCUCCCCUCAGCUUCUUGCCCUCGGUUGUCCCGAGAGGGAGAAGGGUUACACAUAAGGGGGGGGGGGGGAGGCAAUGCGACUGCGCAGGGGCUUUGCAGCGAGGAGGGCGCCCGCCUGCAUUGCGUCGGCUGGACUGAGGACCCGGCUGGGUUCCAACGCUCCUCCUUCAAAAAGAGGAAAAGCAACGUGGGCUCUCGAGCCGGCCCAGGUGCCCCUGAGAGGCGGGAAGGGGCUCGGCACGCGCCGCCCCUCCAUCCCUCCCUGCCUGCGGCCCCGCCCCCCCUCCUCCUCCCUCCGCGCGCCGCCUUGCCUUGCACCAAAGAGCGCUCGGGUUUCUGCUGAGGCUGCAGCGCAGGAGGGAGGCAAUGAGGGAGGCAGGGGCGGCUCGCGCCCGACUGUCCCGAGCCCCGCCCCCCGCGCGCUGCCCCGAGUAGCCGCAGAGGAGGCUGCUGUGCCUGCGGGAGGGGGAGGGGGGCGCCUCGGAGCCCCUCUCAGGGAUCCCUCCGUCUUGUCCUCUCUCCCUCGGAUGAAUAUUUCAGCGUGGCACCGGCCUGCCCUGUAAAACGAUCCGCAUCUUCCUCCUCUUCCUCCUUCUCCUCCUCCUCGGAAGGGCUGCGGCGGCGUUGGAGGAGGAGGUCUGCUGCUGCUGCUGCUGCUGCCGCGCUGCGGAUGCUGCUGCUGCAAAAGCCGGAGCAGCGCCUUGACGCAGUCUGGCCGGCUCCAGCUCCAGUACGAACCAGUUGCCUGAAGUGAGCUUUAUUUUUUUAUAUAUAUAAAUCACUAUCAUAAAGUGGAAGAGGCCAAUCCAGAGCGAGAAAGAGAGAGAGAGAAGUCGGUGGAUAGUGCUGAGUCGACAUUUCAACCAACUCUGGUACCCGGCGCUCUGUUUAUGUCUUCGUCUGUAUUGAGGGAAAGUUUGCGACAGUAGCCGCAAUACAGCAGCAGCAGCAGCAGCAUGGUCACACCUGGGAGUGAAAUGAAGGAUCUGUGCUGAAAGCCAGAAGCGGAUCCAUGAUGUUUGUGCUGAUCCCGCGGCCCUCCCUUUGUUCUUAAGUGCAACCAGGUACAGUUUGUCCCCUUCCCCGUCCCCUCCUUCCCAAGUGAUCCUCACCCAACAUUCUUUCUUUUUCCCAGUCGUGAUGCCCUUCAGUCCAUUCCUCCUUCUUUACCCUUGAGUUCCCCAACCUUGAUGUCCACCCUCUUUGAAACAGGAGACCAAAGAAAGGCGGUCUUCACCACUUUAUUUCCGCAUAUCAAGCCUUCUCUGUUCUUCAUGCUUCAGCUCUGGCAGCUUUUUGUUUUGGAUCCCGUCUCCUUCUAUAUCUUACCAGCUUUGUAGUUGUUUUUUCCACUUCCACCAUGACUGUCAUGGCUGGGGAUCACAUGGAUGAGACGUCUGCUUUGCCGGGCCACCUUCAGGACAGCUAUAGGCCCGGGACUCACGACGACCACGAAUGCUGUGAGAGAGUUGUGAUCAACAUUGCGGGCCUGAGAUUUGAAACCCAGCUGAAAACCCUGGCCCAGUUUCCCAAUACUUUGCUGGGGAACCCAAAGAAGCGCAUGCAGUAUUUUGACCCGUUGCGGAAUGAAUACUUUUUUGACCGGAACCGGCCCAGUUUUGAUGCCAUCCUCUAUUAUUACCAGUCUGGGGGGCGGCUCCGCAGGCCGGUCAACGUGCCCUUAGAAAUGUUCACCGAGGAGAUCAAGUUCUACGAACUGGGAGAGGAGGCCAUGGAGAAAUUCCGGGAAGAUGAAGGGUUCAUUAAAGAGGAAGAGAGGCCGUUGCCUGAUAAGGAAUAUCAAAGGCAAGUAUGGCUCCUCUUUGAAUAUCCUGAGAGCUCUGGGCCCGCCCGGGUCAUUGCAAUAGUCUCUGUCAUGGUGAUCUUAAUCUCCAUAGUGAUAUUUUGUCUGGAAACUUUGCCAGCCCUGAAAGACCAGGACAGGGAAUAUACAGGACCCCUAAACCGCAGUGACAAUUCCACCAUUUAUUACAAGUCCAAUAUCUUUACUGAUCCCUUCUUUAUUGUGGAGACACUCUGCAUCAUUUGGUUUUCCUUUGAAUUGGUGGUGCGCUUUUUUGCCUGCCCCAGCAAAGCCGAGUUCUUCAAGAAUAUCAUGAACUUCAUUGACAUAGUGGCCAUCAUCCCGUAUUUCAUCACUCUGGGCACAGAGAUGGCUGAGCAGAAGGGGCCCCCAAAGGGGGAGCAAGCCACCUCUCUGGCCAUCCUCAGAGUCAUCAGAUUGGUAAGAGUCUUUAGAAUCUUCAAACUCUCAAGACAUUCUAAGGGCCUUCAGAUCCUGGGACAGACCCUCAAAGCGAGCAUGAGGGAGUUAGGCUUACUAAUCUUUUUCCUCUUCAUUGGGGUGAUUUUGUUCUCCAGCGCGGUGUAUUUUGCUGAGGCUGAAGAACCUGAAACUCAUUUCGACAGCAUCCCUGAUGCUUUCUGGUGGGCAGUGGUAUCCAUGACCACUGUAGGAUAUGGUGACAUGUACCCUGUGACAAUUGGAGGCAAAAUCGUGGGCUCCUUGUGUGCCAUUGCUGGUGUGCUGACAAUUGCCCUGCCUGUACCUGUCAUUGUGUCCAACUUCAACUACUUCUACCACCGAGAAACAGAAGGGGAAGAACAGGCUCAGUUACUUAGAGUUAGCUCUCCUAAUUUAGCCUCUGACAGUGAUCUGAGUCGCCGUAGCUCCUCCACAGUCAGCAAAUCUGAGUACAUGGAGAUUGAAGAGGAUAUGAAUAAUAGUAUAGACAAUUUUAGAGAGGCAAACCUCAGAACUGGCAACUAUACCAUAGCCAACCAAAACUGUGUUAAUAAAAGCAAGCUGCUUACUGAUGUUUAAAAACAUGUAGUAAAGGAAACAUGGCAGCUUGAAGACUUUUAAUGACUGGCAGACACACUUCAUAGAUGCUUUAUGAAUAGCCUUUGAAUGCUUUACCUCGUAAAUGCAUUGUUGCAUUGCGAAUUCUUGCUCAGUGAUUCAAGAAGCUUUCAUGAUCCAUGAAAGAAAUCCACUUUUUGUUUGUUUUCAAUGAAUAUUUUCCAGUUGGUAUGAACAGUUAACUAUAAUUCUUUGGAUUAGUCUAGUUAUAAAUAAGAAUUGUAUGCUUCUAGCGCUAGUCAUUUUGCCAUUACUUUUCGUUGUUUAAUUUAAUUUGAAAAUUCAAAGAGAACUCUUACAAAUAUUUAAAAUAUGCAUGGAUGGGUGGGGGUGGGCCUACAACAAAAACACUGCACAAUGCAUCCAAGAAAUUGCAUCCAAACAAUAUUCAUCCUAAUGUGCAGUAAGUAUUUGCCACUGUUUAGACUGACUGACAUGUAUUUCCUUCUUUUGUGAAAGGUUUUGUAGUUUGAUCUACAAAUCCACACACAGCACCUUAUAAAAAUAUUCCAGGUCUUUUGAUUUUGCUGAAUACACUUUUUAAAUUGAACAGUUAUUCUCUAUGGAUUUGGGGGGUGGGAAGGUGGAGGGAAACAACAUCUGCAAUGCUGCUAAGAUUUAUUAAGUGCAGAUGGUUUUAAUGUAUUUUUUUCCAUUCUCCAAAACUGGAUGCAAACCUUUUUAGCUCCUUUGUUGCAAGAUAGCACAAUAGAAUUUAAUAUAAGCAUGUUUGACUUUGAUACUAUCUAUUUUAUAACUGCAUGCCUUGAAACAUUACCUCAGACAAUAGGGGAUAAGCUUUUGUUUGAACUAUUUUUUUCUUUGAAAUAGGCCCUUUUUAUUUCAAUUUGCAUUCACCAAAAGUGCACUCCUUUUUAUUUAUUAAGUAUUGGAUUAUUAUCUUAAAGUACUGUAUUUAAGUGCAUAUGUCAAAUGGGAACAAUAAUUUUGGAGAUCAAAGCAUGCUAAAAUAUUCAGCGUUAUGGCCUAUUUGACUAAAGUGUAGCUCUAAUUAAUGCAUGAUUUCAGUAAUUUAAGAAAAAUUGCUUGUUGGGACGGAGGGCCAGGAAUGAGAGCAAUUUGACGAUUUUCCUGUGUUCCACAGGAAAAUGAGUUGGCUUCUGUCUAGUCCUUGUUAGAAAGUAAGAUAGCCCAUCCCUUAAAGGGACAUUUAUAUGAAAAAUUAACAAUUUAAAUUUAUAUAUAGCAAUGUCUAAAUAUUCUGUAUCUCUUAGAAAAGAGAAAAAGAUGCAGAAGCAUGCCUUUUGGUGCAUUCUUAGAAUGUAAAAUGAAACUUGCCUAUUAUAUGCAUCCAAAUUACAGCCCAGUUCUUGUGCAGUCAUUUGAACCUUAGAAAUUUUGUAUUCCCUUAGGAUUCUCUGAAGAGACUUAACCAGUUGAUUUUAGAUAGUUGCUUAGUGCCUUUAUCCUUAACAGCCACUGAACUGCUGAAAGUGCCUCUAUGAAAAGAGCUGAUCCCAAGUAGGCAUGGAUGAGUCAGCUGGACCAUGUCAGGACUCUGCUGUUCCUAAUGCAGGCACCACAGAAGGAGCAAGGGAGGGGGGGGCAACAACAACGAAGACAAUAUGCAAAGCAAAGAGGCAGAAGAAGAGGGCAGAAACCACUAGCACUCAUGCACCCUCAGUUUCCUUCGGUGCUUUCCCCCUCUACAGCAGAGUGAUAUUGCAACCUAGCCUUUGCCUUUACCAAAUACGUUGCAAUCAUAAGUAUGCAGAAUGUAACCAGUUUGCUUGUAGAGACUCUACUAACCUCCGUAUUCUGGACUGGGCAAUGGGGAGACAGUACGGAGCUGGGCCGCCCUUCCUUCAGGAUGGCUGUUUGGCAGCCCAUCUCCAAACACAAGAGGAUGGAAAGGCCAUCAUUGACAGCAGGAGUGCAGUGAGCCAGGAUAGAUGGGUACUCGGAACUGCUCCGAUUCCAUUUAGAGGUCUUUGCCUUUCCAGCCAAGCACUUGAGCUUGUCCUCCUAUUCUAAUCUUUACAGAGCCCUUUGAUUUUAAAAUCUGAAUUCUCCCACCCGCUGUAAUAUUACUCCUCAUACUGUUCUGGUUUGUUGAAUUGUGUCAUAGUCUGCAAAUAAGCUACUGUUGAAACUACAAGCCACUCAAGUCAAUCAGGGUGCAUCAACACUUGACACCACUUUAAUUGCAAUGUUACAGAAUCCAGGGAGUUGUAGUUUGGUAUUAUUUGGCAGAGAAGGUUUAAGGCCUUGUAAAAACUACAACUGCUAUGAUUCCCUAGCAUUGAGGCAUAGCAGUUUAAGUGGUGUCCACUGUUUUCUACAGUGUAGAAUUGUAUCCUAUGUCAGUUUUAACUGAUGCAGAUAGACAUCUUUUUAUUUUUAAACUUCACAGGGGAAUAUAAUUUCUUGACACUUAACUUGUGAUCUGUUGUUUUCAGACCUUUUUGCCCCUUUGAUGUAUAAACUCCAGGUCUCCUUCUAUUCCACAAUGUCUGUUCUCCAUGACUACUGUUAUAUAGAAUAUUAAACUGGAAACAAGAACAUUAAUUCCGCAGUUUUGAACAAAUAUGAUAUGCCAGAUACACAGAAGAUGCAAUUUUAUGGCAUUUAUUAUCCCAAAUGACAUGAAAUAUUUGCCAAGGGCAAAAUAAUUUCAAAUAUUAAUUGCAAACCUUAUAUUUAAAGACCCAUUGUACAUGGCCAUACAGUUCCAUUUAGUCAUCAUUUCCCAGUGCUAGACCUGAUGGCCUGACCAAUACUUCCCAAAUUUCAAAUUUUAGGAACAUCACAACAAAUAAUUAACUGGUGUGAAGGUUAUCUCAGCAAUUGUGCCCUCAGUGCCAAGUGGGGUGGCUGAUUAGGAGGUGCCAUGUGAGAUAGGAUGAGGCCUCAAUUGGGCAGCUUGGUAAGUUUAUGUACGAAUUAAUUGGAUUGCCCACACCUUAAUUUAUCUGCUGGACUGAUCUGUAUUCUGCAUGUUUAAGAGAAAGUACUGCAUGUAGUGGUUCGAUUUAUGGCUCCCCUUCCUUUGCUUUUGACAGGGUUGGGCAAAUCUUUAGGGCUCGGGUGGGUGUCUUGGGGAAUAUGACAAUUGCUUACUCAUUUAUAGUUCACAACAAAGGAACUAGGUAAAUAUUGAGUCAGGGAUAACUUCAUGUAGCAUAGGCAUGUAUUUCUUCCAGGAAAUUUUUUGCUCCCGUUAAAAAUCAAAUUCAUUGCUUUGCACUCUACUAAUGAAAUAUCUUUGUAGGCCUGAAGGUGCACUAAACUACUACCAAACAAACUUUGGUUGUUUUUUCUAAUGUUUCUUUUUGCCAUACUUCUUUCUGACGAUUGAUAAUCCCAAAAAAGUAGGUGUGCGAGCUAGCCCCUGUAAAAUUAGGCGCGCAAUGGAUGUGGCCAAUCGUCAUGGGGAGGACAUGCCUCAUACAUUUGCUGGCGUAUUGGCAAAUGCAAUGACUCCACCUUUGAUGUAUUCUCAUGGCUUGUAACAUUGCUCAGAUACAUUCAGCACUCCACAAGGUGAGAAUCGGAUUAGCAGAUUGUUUGAAGAACAUCCAUUUUACAAGGCUUGGUGAAAUUUCCUUAACCUUGGUGCAGAGGUAUCUUUACCACAAGGGGAUAUGGUGCUCAGCUCAUGCAAUUUGAAGCACAAUUCACUGAGAAUUUCUCUUACAGGAGCCUCAUAGAAGUGAGCAAGAAAGGCACAACAGCACCGUAUUGUUCUUGUGCAGCUCCUCUUCAUUUCAGGGUGGCUUAAUGGGGAGGGAGGUGCUAUUUGGAUUUUCUGCCUCAGGUACCAAAAUGGGGUGGCUCUUCAUUGACAUCAUAGAAACCAAAUAUCACUUGGACCAUAUCAGAGAAAUGGAAUCUAGGCCCUUUUCCAGGAAUACAAUAUGUUAUUUUUUUAAAAGAAGAAGCAACAAUGUGCACGAACAUUCUGUUCUAUAAUCAUAUCUGUUUGCCAAACAAUAGUUUUUUCUAGACAAUAAUCUUGCAUAACAUAUAUAAGCAUAAAAAUGAUGUGGGUUUCAUAUGGAAGGUAACGUAAAGAUAAAUGAUGUAACUCCAUCUACAAUUAGUGCAGACCAGGCCAAACAGUAUUCCUGAUACAGUAGAAUAUAUCAAUGUUAUUAUAUAUAAGAACUAAGAAAGUAAUGUUGCACUGUGUCACAGCUCUUUUAACAAUCAGAAAGCAAAUGUAAAUGCAAUGGAAUUUUAGUGAAUUCUUUUAUUUUCCCAUUGCAUUUAUUUUAUUAUAUUAUACACUAUUAUGGCACUGAAGGUUUUCUUCACUUCUUGUAAAGGUGAUAUACAAAUAAAGAGGGCACUGUGUGAUUGGUUUCAGUAUAUUCAAUUCAAAUCCAGUAGUGUUUGGCUUGGCCUUGUCUUCUUGUAGAAUAGGGGUGCAGAUUGACAAUUGUUGAAGGCUUGGGGGGGGGGGGGGACAUAUCUCCUUAGGAGACUUUGGUAAGCAGCGCCCUCAUCACACAGUUCAUUGCAAACACAAACAGAAUUGUGCCCAAAUGUCUUCCAAUGCCAGAUGCUAGGAUAUGACCCCUGCCGCCCCCUAAGAGCCACAAGCAUGGCAUAGGGCCUGGCUGAAGCUUAUGGGCCACACUUUGUCUAAUUCUGAUGUAGAUAAAGUGACCCCACUAUCCUGUUCUAUGCUCCCAGUGGUACAACUGGGACCGGAGCGCUUGGACCGCCACACUCCUUAUAUAGCAGAAACCCUGGGCAGUGUCUCUGGGAGGCACCAUCCUGGAAUUCUCCCUGGCGUUGAAGGUCUAGUUCUUAUUGAGGGCUGCACCCCUUCAGAAUACAGGUCAAUGCUUAUUCAACUGAAUGCUCCCAAAGUCACAUGUACUUGGAAAAUUAGCUUGUUAGGGGUCACAUUUCUAACCUAACCUUCACCUUGAAACAGUAGUUUGCUCUACUCAGGGACUUUUUCUUAUGAAACUGAGAAACACUGAAAGACAUUGAUCGUGGUUAGUACCCAUCUAUCAUCUGAAACCAAGGGCCAUUUUACAAUUAUAGCACUAUGACUCCAGUUGAACUUCCAUGGCUGCAUCUUGUGGUGGGUUGUGGAUUGGGCAAGCACUAGAACUCACUUCCUGAGAAUUCUUAAGUUCCCCUCCAACUGCAAAUCCCAGGAUUCCUUAGACUGCAACCCAUGACAGUUACAGUGAAACCACAGUACUGGAUUUAUUAAUCCAGUGAGAGCUAGACUGUUUUCUAUAAGAAUGGAAAUAAUAUUUUGAAAUACUUGAAAAAAUAUUGGAUAAUGUGUUUUUUGAGUGCUGGGAAAUCAAUGAGAAAAUCCAAAACCCGAGAGAAUCUUCGCAGUUCAGGAUUUAUUCUAUGAUUGUGUUGUACAGAAACCAGCAUAUUCUGCACAGAAAACAGCCUUUUCAACACAGAAAUAUUAAUUCAUGCACAGAGAAUGCUGUUUUCCUGUGCAGAAAAUGCUGCUUUCUAUGCAAAUCAAUCAUGUUCAAAUUGUAUACAGAAUUAACCACCAGUUACAGCAUUUUCUGCAUAGAAAUCAUCCUUUUAUGCACAAGAAUUAAUUUUGAAAUAUUAUUUGCCACGCGGAAGUGGCUGUUACCUAUGUAGAAAAUGCAGAUUUCUGCACAAACAACCACAUGGGGCUUUUUUCAUAGAAUAAGUCUUAAAUUGUGAAUACCUUUGAAAAUUCAUGGUGUUUAAAGACUUUCUCUCAGAAGAAAAUUGCUGAAAUCACUCGUUGCUGCCUGUGGAAAAAAUCUUAGUGGACAGGGUCUUGGAGUAGAAAAACCUGCAUUCAGCCAUGAGAUUCCUCUACUUUUAAUUUAAUGGCACAAUCCACGGAAAGUUUUUGCCUGUUAUUUUGUUUUCCUGUGGUCAAAGUCUCCUGCUUCAGAGAUAUUCAGUACAAAUCCCAGGCAGCCUGUAGAUGUCCAAGUAGGUUUUAUUUGUCCAUUUCAUGUAAGGACCUACAAUAUUUUUAACUGUCACUGGAGUAAUCUCUCCCUUAAAACUUAAUACUGGGUUUUAAGUCUUGCCUUGAUUAUUUAGCUGUUCAAAUAGAUACAGCUCUCCGCAGACAACCAAGCAAGACUAUGCUAAGAACCGAUCCUUGUUCAGACAGCAUGUGGCAACAGGCGAGUGAAGCAGUUUCACUAUUGCAUUUACUUCUAAAGUCUUGUCUGCAGACAAUCAGACAUUCAUUCAUUACCUUGGGGUUAUUGAUUUAAUGCUGGCUGGUUUUUUUAUUUUUAAAAAAUAGCUGCGAUUACAAAGUAUACUGUGCAAUUUCAAAAUGAUACAGAUGAUUCCCAGGGUACUUUUUUCAAUGUUCUGAUGUUAAACUGUGCAAAUCCUGGAAGUGUUCACAAUUGCAUUUAUAUUUCAUAAAGUUUAAGUCAACACAUGAGAAAUGUACCCACAAAGCUGAGAAGUAUGGUUUUAAUCAUGAAGUGACUGUUAAAAACUCAACACAGUUUUGUGGCAUUGUUGGCAAUGAGCAAAAAAAAUGAAACCCCACUUUCUUACUUUACCUUUUUAGGGGCCAUUUAAAUCAAUGGGCCAUUUGAACAGAAAGUUCUAUUGUACGUCUGGAAAGGAUGAGUGUGAAAUUUAUUGUGAAAUGUCCUGAAGUAGAAUUAAUCUAAACUUAUUAGGUUAUUUUAUUUGACUAUUUUAAAUGUUUUUGUAACUACUUUUGUUUCUCUGAAAUGCUCAGUGAUGUAUCAGUAAGGCCAGAAUUCUAUCAUUAUAAUUUCUACAAAUGGCAUGCCUUGCUUUUUUUUUUUUUAAUUUGGAUUUUUAAUUCCAAUUGGGAAAACAAACCUAUUGAUCCCUAUGUUGAACAGUUCUUCAGCCUGUGAUUUACUACUUUCAGUCUCUUCUGUCAGGCCUCUACUGUCAUGCGGAUACAACUGAAUUCUUUGGAGACAUAUUUAUUGUUGAUUACAUGGGUCUUUCAAUGGCAUUUCUAUAAUAUGAUUGGAGUCUAAUGUAUAGUUUACUUUUAUACAAAAGUUUUAAAAAGAUAUUUUUAUGACUAAAUUCAACAAGGAAAAAUUAAAACUUAAUUUUCCUUUCCGAGGACCUUGGUUUGAAACUGUGUAAAUAACAGCUGUGCAUAGGAAUGUAUAUGGAUAUUAAUUUUUUUAAACAUACCUCUAAUUUGAAUGAUCCAACAUUAGUCUUAAAUGAGGUCAUGGAAUGGUUAUUCUCAGAACAGCGCACCACCAGGACAAAAAACCAUUGAAGCUGAUAUGGGUCUAUCGAUUUUCAUAAUUUUUAAAUUGCUUACAUUUUUGAGUUAAGUAUUUGAUUGUCAUAUUACAACUGAUCUGUCUGAAUCAUCACUUAAAUGGUUUUGUUUUUGUCCAUUUUAAAGACAGAGAAUGUUAUGAGUUAUAUGUAAAACAUAUAAUGUGCAUAGUUUCUUCUAUGCAGUUUUACUUGCUUCUGUCACCUCUAUCAUCUGUUCAUAUUUGGCAUCUAUUAAAGAUAAUUUUUAAGGAUCUUACUCAGGAAUACUGUGACUGAUUUAUUGUCUGUUCUUCUGUCCCUUCCGGAGAGCUUCACUGAGAAAUAUGGGGAGUGUGUGGAUGGCAGAAGGAUGUCCAGGAGAGCAGGAGGUAGACCUUCAGUUGGUAUUGAACCAAAGAAAUCUGGGUAAUAGGUAAUGAACAGAUGGAAGCGUCGGUGGGGGGGGGGGGGGGGGAGAGGAAAGCAUUGGCAGAAAGAAGAGCUGAGUGUGGCUUAAGUCUGUAGAGAUUUGGUGUCAUAUGUUCAUCUUUGGCUAUAGUGCUGUUGUGAAGAAGGAAGAAUUAGCUCCCUUCCCUGUCCCCAGUUUUUCCUAUUCUGACAUAAAGUUGACUACACCAGAAUAAGUUAUUAAUCAAGCUGAGGAGAAUAUUGAAUAGUUUGUUGUAAUCAAAUAAUUAAUUUGUGUGUGUAUGAUGUUUUUUCUAUUAGUGUGAUAAUAUAGUUAUGGGAUAGGAUAUAGAUUGCCUGGUGUUCCUUAUAGCCUUAAAUGUCUUGGAAUAAGUCUGCUUGAAGUUUAAAGAUCUCAUCACACUAGAUCAGUGGUUCUCAUCCUGUGGGUCCCCAGAUGUUUUGGCCUUCAACUCCUAGAAAUCCUAACAGCUGGUAAACAGGCUGGGAUUUCUGGGAGUUGUAGGCCAAAACACCUGGGGACCCACAGGUUGAGAACCACUGCACUAGAGCAUCUAUCCGCUUUAAAUCUGAUUGCUGCCUCCAGUGGAAUUCUGGGGUUUGUAGUUUAAGGGAAGGGCCUUUAAAUUGCUCAGCCAGCUAGGUCCUGGGCCUCACUAAACUACAAACCACAAAAUUCUACAGGAGGCAACAACUGGAUUUAAAGUGGAUAGAUGCUCAGGUAUGGUGCGGUACUAAUAGACAGGCAAUAGGUGACAAAGUUAAAAUAGUUUUUGCGUGUUCCACCAAAGAUACAGAUGGGAUACUUGUUCUUGAGCCAAAUGGCACUUAAAUUUCAACCCCUUUUGAACUCUGUUCUGUUGAUGCAAGCAAUGGGUCUGUUCUCCUGUCGAUUGGGUUGCAACUGACUGAUAUUUCCACCCCCUCCUACAAGCUGUCACUGGCGCGACAGUCAGAAGAAGCCAGAUCCCUCUCCCGAUUUCCCCUCAAUCACUCAUGGGAAGAGUGGUAUGGAAACAUGGCUAUGCUGUAUUUUAAAUGACAGAAGAACAGACCCUGCAUCACUUCGCAGUGGCUGAUUCCCAGAAUUUCAGGAUUGGCAAACUUUUACAAUCCUUACAUACUCCCCCACACUAUUGAAUACAUAAGAAAUUGUGAAAGUGACUCUGUUACAAAUGCAUAACUCUAGGUGAAAAUUUCAAAUUAUGGAAGAACUCAUUCAACCAUCACUGGUUAAGUUACCCCUUAGGCUCAUCAUGAAUUAGCAGAUGAUUGCUUCGCAGUUAGCAGAGAUCGCGUCCUACCAGUUCCAUUGGCCACCACUGACAUGUAAGUAGUAUUCCUGUUUUUAAAAACAUUCUAAUAGAAACUAUUUUUCUAUUGUUAUGAGCUGUAAGAUUAAUUGUCCUGUUUACUUCUGUGUACAAGUAAUAGGUUUACUGCAAUAGUUAAAACAGCUAAUUCAGUAUGUUUAAAACUGCAGCCUGCCCUGAAAUCCAAUCGAACCUUCAGGCAACCAGGUACAACUAGUGACUCUUGAUAGGUCUCCAUCUAAAUACAGGUAUUUAGCAAAUGUAGUGAGGUCUGGUUGAUACUCAUCUAUAUCUGUACUAGCUGUGCAAAUUAUUCACAUUCUAAAAAGGCACAUGAAUAAAGAAAUGCAUAUUUCAAUUGAGAUUUCUGCUGCUAGGUCAGGCUGAUGCAUAAAUAAUGGAAAACCCUGUAUGAUUGUUUUAAAGAGUCUAACACUUCAAUGGUUAAAGUUUGUUGUGCUACUGUCAGCACAUUGGACAAUGUUUUAUUCAUGAAUAUUUUACAGUAGCAUCUCUGGUACUUGGUAAAAUUUAAAGGAAAGGUUAUUGAGUAGCAUGUUUUAUGUGUUCCUGCUUUACAUGUCUGAAUUCACUCAUAAUGUCUUGAUUUGGCUCUUAGUAAGAAACACAGCAAGAUAGUCAAUUGUUCAAAUGGUCACUUGCUCCAGACUCCAGCCUGUUGAAAGGGUUCUGCAGGAAGUGACUGUGGAGCUGUUUUGCCCCAUGGUGGCCUCCCUUUUCUCGCUGUCAUGCUCUUCUGCUUAAACUUUGGGAGCAAGCAAAACUAAUUUAAAAAGACAAUUAAUUACCUUUCACAAAUAACAGAAUAAUACAUUAACUUUCAAAAAUGAGCCUCCAGAGCCCUGUCAUCCAUCUGUUUCAUUGCCCAACAACCUGGUUUCUCUGUAUUGGAGUGUGUUUUUCCAAAGUCCUCCAGGUUUCUAUGAUCUUCUCUAAAUCCAAGGUCAAGCACAUUCAGCUUAAGCCACUACAGCACUAUGUUUCUAUCCCCAGGCUAAGACAUCAGCUUUGCAAGAGUGUCACCUCACUUUUCAUAUUGCCAUGAUUCCCAGCUGUCCAUAAAGGUCCGUUUGAGUUUCUGACCAUUGUUGUCACCUCUGUUGAUGUCAGAAUGAGACAAGAGAGAGGAUUGCCUCUUUCUGAUGUCAGCAGAGGCACCCCCAAUGGCCAGGAGCUUGGAUGGCGCUCUGUAGUCAAUGGGAAGUGACAGUGGUGACUUAGGACAAGCUAUCCCCUUCCCCUGUGCUAUUUAGCAUAGGGAGCGGGUGAUGGCACUGUGUCUGGACAGUGGCUCAGGCCAAAUUGGACCUGGGACAGUUGUCCAGACUGCCACACAGUCCUGGGAUAUUCCAGAAUUUCCAGCAAACUCUGAAGUAUGCCUUGACUUUGCCCUCCAAAACACAAUACUCACUAGAAAUCAGCAAAUAUCGUGGGGACGGGAUAUAACAAGUGUUAUAACACAUACACUUUUUAAAUUGCAGAUACAACAGGUAGGAACAGAGGGAGACAAAAAUGUUUAUGUUGGUACCCGUUGUACUUUCAUAAUAUUUAUUCAUUAAAUCCUUUAUUUAUUUUCUUGUCCCCUUCUGCAAAAGCUCUGAUAGCCAAAGGAUACUAAGUAGAUUAAUUAGCAAGGGGUUGUUUUUCUUUUUUUUUUUAACACAAAAGCCUCAGUGAUCAAGAAUAUAUAACUGUAAAAUAUAUCCAUAGGCUUGUUACAGCCACAUUUAACUUACCCUGACUCUUGCUCAGAUGUGGAAUGUAUGUAUAAAACUGGAAACCUGUUCAGUAUGAAGGAAAGGACAAGAUAAAAUUAUAAAUACUGUAUCAUUUCAUUUUCUUCUCUUUUUUGGCUGGAGUUCUGUUUGAUGUAUUCCUUAUCCAGACUCAAGGUAAGACAACAGGAUGCUAUUUUGUGUUUGUGGUUGCUGCUACCAUAUGACGAUGUUUGUCUCCCAGUUUCUCUCCUUUUAAGUUACUAAACUUUUUUGGUUGAUUUUAUUUCCUAAAUAUUGAUUGCAUGAGCUGCUUUCUAGAAGAUAAAAACAUGUUUAAAUAUUACAGGAACUAUUGUUACAUUACUCUGUCUAUUUCUCAUUUUUGUAUGUCUGCUAUAUUCUUAGGGCUUUAGAGAUACAAUAAAUGGAAAAGUAAAAUAUUUGAAUGAAACAGAUUAUCUUACUUCUAGGUGCAGGAUGAAAACAAUGAACAAAGUUUUGGUAGACAUGAACAUUGUUAAAUUUCUGUUGAUUUUUUAAAGUGUUUUGUCCAACCAGGAAUCUCUAAAUUAGUCUGAAUUUUUGAGACAGCUGUUUAACCAGAUGAGUUGUCAAAACCCUUUGGGUUUGAUUAAAUCUUCUUGAAUAUUUUAAGAGAGAAGUGGUAUCAAAUAUUGGAGGAGAAAUUGUUUUAAGUAAUAUUCAGUUGCAUUUCUGUUCUUAAAAUAUCUACAUAUUGAACAUAUAUUAGAACAUAGUUUUUAUCGGUACUUUCCAGUACAAAAGGAAAAUAUAUUUAUUGGUUUUGAUAUUUUAAAGCAGUAUUUAGAGGUAUAACAAAAUGAUUUCCAGUGGGGCAGACAACAGUAUAAAAGAUUUCUAUGCAAGAUAAAGAGAUAGAUUCCAGCAACACCUUUGACUGCAUUUAAUGAGAUACUGUGGUACACUCCAAAGAAGCAGCUGUUAGCCUCUUAGAGCAUAAAAAGAAAGGAGAAGAGGGGGAAAAGAAAGCAAGACUAACUGGUUUUUAUUUUAGCAUGAGCUUUUUGUGGAUACUGCUCUGAUAUAUAACCUAUUAUCCAGAAAAUAGGCUAUUGCCAGGAGAUAACAUGGAAAUCCAUGCUAGUUUCUCAUUAGAAAGAGGUUCAGACAAGGCUGCAUUUUAUCACCUGUUUAAUUUAUAUGCAGAACAUAUCUUAGAGAAAACAAAAUUUGACACAGAAAAGGGGGGCAUGAAAACGGAGGGAAGGGACAUAAACAAUGUAAGAUAUAGAGAUGAUACCAUAUUAUUUUCACAAAAUUGCAGAUUGUGAACAACCAUUCAUGAAGUUAAGAAAGGAAGUGCAAAAGCAGCUUGGUAUUAAGUAGACAAACAUAAUGAUCACAAUUUACAUAACUCAGGUCAGUCUCUAGGAAGAAAAAAGGUGAGAUGUGAUUUGUGGGUCAUCCUUGACUUAACAUUUUAAAGUCUUGCGUAGUAACUUCUAUUUGUUUUUGGCUGUAUCCUCUCCCUGACCACAUGGUUUGAAGGGGGCAGUGAUUCUUCUAUGUCACUGACAUGCUUAGGGGUGGAACUGGAAGAUGAUAAUUCUGCCUAACUACCUAGCCUUCAAUCUCUGGCUCUGAGGGCCAAUAGCACACGUCUUGCAAGACUUAAACAGGACCCCCACUAUCAAACAAGGUCAACAGGCAUUUUGUUAAGUUGUUUUGAGGGAGAAGCCUAGAGUUCUGGUAUCUACUUAAGACUGCCUAACAUGGAUGGCGAGGAAACUGUUGGAACCACCUGCGAAGCUGUGGUAUGUUUGUGUUCUUGUUGGAGGAUAUGGGUGACACCUGCAGCAGAUUCAAGUUGACUGUUUUUUUUUUUGGAAAGAAAGAUCUAGAAAGCUAAGGCCUGAGUAUUUAGUUAUCAGCAUUUUAGGAAACUUGGAAUUUUCAUGGAAGAACAAACGGGAUGUGUCUGAGGAGAGGGUCAGUUCUUAAAAACAGGAGCUAGAUAUUUGGAAGAAUGUCUAAUGUCUAACAGACAUAGAAGGAUUAGGGAUUUGAAGCUGCAGAAUCAUUUUUAGGAUCUCCCUUAAACAGCAACAAGAGCAUCAGUGUCGGUCCUAAGACAAUGUGCAAGUGAUCUUGGAAGAUUCAGCAUACAGAGUGCCCCCUGCUAGUCCUCAGAAGAGACGUGGAGUAGUGGCAGGGAACUCCCUGCUGAGGGAACAGAAGUAAAGAUUUGUGGGCCUGAUAGGAUGACAUCCUGCAGCAAAAAUGCAUGAAGUAACUAACAGAAUCUUGUCAAGCCUACCAUUACCCCUUUCUCUUAGUCCAUGUGGGAAGUAAUGACAUUGUUCUCAGCAUAUCAGAAGGCAUUAUGCGAUUCUGGAUAGGAAGAUGAAAGUCCUUCAUGCGUAGAUUAUUUUGUUUCUCCUCCCAACAGAUGAACACUGCUCUAUAAGGGAAGAUGCCACCAGGAAAGAUUGGAUGAUACUUCUUGGAUGAUACUUCUGGUACAACUCCCAGAAAUCCCAGCCAUCUUACCAGCUGUUAGGAAUUGUGGGAGCUGGAAGUCCAAAACAUCUGGAGGACCAAAGAUUGAGGAACACUGCUCUAGAGCAUAUGAAGAAAUGGAUUCAAAUUGCAGGAAAAGAGAUUCCUCCUAAACUUUUAGGAAGGACUUCCUAAUGCCGUGUAUCCUGCUUCAAGUUCCAGCCUUGCCUUGGCCUGUGAAUCCACUUGGAUAUUCCAGUGACUUUGCCAUUUUGUUUUUAUUCCAGUGGAGACCCUUGCCUUGUGUUUCAUCAUUGACUUUAUACCUUGGAGUUAAUCCUGCACUCUAGUCUUGUCUUCCUGUGGUUAUCCUUGAUUCAUGCCUUGGAAAUAAUCCUGUUUGGACUAUUCUUGAUAUCUCUUGGGACUUACUUUGAUAUCGAGUUUUGGACUAUGCUCUUUGAGUGGUUUUUAUAGAUUUCAUGAACUUCAAGUACCUUGCUCUUGUGGAUUUGAACCUAUUUACUGACUCUGAACUUUAUUUUGCUUUUGCUUGCAUAUAACUUUCAAUAAACAACUUGCUUACUUAUAUUCUGGGGCUCCAGUGUGGUUUUGAGGUGCCUACGUACCCUAGGGGUGCAACACAGUCAUUCAGAUAGCGAACUCUGUAACCCAGAUCUGAAAUGGAUAGCUCACUUGAAAAAGGUGUUAAAUUUCUCUAAAGUGGAAGAAGAUAUGGAACACCCCCUUGGUAUUGCUCAGCCCAUAUAUUCACCACCACAAAUGAAAUGCCCAGUAGCUCAAAAAUCAGCUGGAUGUACAGACAGCAGUCCAAAUGCUGAUUUAAUAUCACAUUUUGCUAAUUCCGCCCCUGACCUCUGGUUCCAAACUAACCAUAUUGGCAGUAUAUAAGGAUGUAUUUACGGAGUCAUCUUUAAGAUGUGAUAAAUAUUCUUUGAGUUUCCUUUCCACUAUAUUUUCAUUAUGUAAGAUAGACUUGUCCAAUCUUCAGUUAAAGGAGGCUUGCCUCCCCUUUAUUCUAAGUAUUAUAGGGUUAUGAUCUGUAAAAGUCCUCAGCAGAGUUUCUAUUUUAACAGUUCUAUUUGUCAAAGAUUUUGAAGGUCAAAACAUGUCUGUCCUCAAACUGAUGUUAUGCCUUGCUGCUAUGCCUUUUGGGUUUUUUUCAAAUGUAUUUCAUGGCUUCAUCAUAUAUAAGGCCCCCAUCUACACUGCUGUAUAAUGAAAUACGUUUUAUUUGUCUUUUAUUGUGAUUUGUUUUUUACUAUUGAAUGUUAUAGACUAUUUAUCUUUAUUGUUUAAUGUAUUCUUUAUUUUUCUAGCACUGAAUGUUUGUCUUUUAUGUUGUAAGCCGCGUUGAGUCCCCAUAGGAAGAUGGGGCGGGAUAUAAAUGAAGUUUGAUUGAUUUGACUGAAUACAGUUUCAGAAUCCAGAUUAACUGCAUUGAGCUGGAUUAAAUAGCAAUGUGGACUCCUAUAAUCCAGUCCAAUGCAGUUAAUCUAGAUUCUGGAACUGCAUUAUAUGGCAGUGUAGAUCCAGCCUAAAUCGUCAUUUAUGAAUAACUCCCAGAUUUGUGGCAUGAAUCCGCAGCACUAUUUUUUCUUUGAAAUUCAGUUUGGACUCCCUCAUAUCAGUACAAGUGAUCUAUAAAAAUUCACAGGUGUAAUUGAUUAUUUUACAUCUAUUUUACAUCACUCCUUUCUUCUUUUUAUCAACAGCUCCCACAUAUUUUUUUUCCUAUUCAAAGGUAGUAUAGAAAGUUUCUAUCCAAAUGCUUUAUAUGAUUUUCUUGUAGACACAUUCUAUCUUGCUUUUCUUUCAAAAGAUUGUGGAAAGUGUUUUUACUUUUGCAAGGUCUACUUCAAUCCUCAUAUAUUCCAUGUAAUAUUCUUUACAUCCAUUUCUAAUCACCAAUAUCCUUUCAUAGCCUUAGCAUCUUUGGUCUUUUCCUUCUCAUUCUCCUUUGCCAAUCUUUUUUUUCUUUUUCAUAAAAUGUCAGUUUGUCCAGAUCUUUUUUUAAUCUACUUGAAAAUUCUUUAGCAUUCACAAUGGAGUUAAGACUGUAUGUUCUUUGUUCGAACAAUAGUGAUAUACCUUCCAUCUUUUCCCAGCUAAAUGACAUUCCCUUUUGCUGCAACCUGUCAAAAACAUGCCAUUUUUCCUUUUCUUCUAAAUUUCCAUUGGGAUAUCUUUCAGCAUAUUCACCUCCUCAUCACCCACCUUUGUUCUUUGUUUUAAAAAUUCUGCAAUACUAAUUCAUGAUUAGGCUUCUGGAAAAGGUGAAGAAUAAAAUCACAUGGAAGCUUUUUCUGUGUUGCAAUUCUAGAAUUCACCCUGAAAAUUCUGUUUCGUGCUUCAUUUCUUCCUCAAAAAAAUUACAAACAUAUUGUUAUUUCUCAUCAGUUGUCUUCUUGAACCCACUGAAAGAACAACAAAAUUUCCUUUCCCUUGUCUUCAGAAGUACAAUGGAAUCAACUCUCUCUCUCAUUCUUUCUUAUGUUGUUUAUGUUCCAGCCUAUCAGUUUGUUCUUUUAACUGUUGUGUUCUUUGAGCUAUCUUUUUAACCUCUGUGGAAUGAUUCAACUCUUUAAUGUCUUCUCUAACUUCUUUACAUUUUCCUUAAAUUCUUCUUGAUGUCUGCCUUCAUUCUUGUCACCUGAUUUUAAGAGCUUGAAAUUCUUCCAUUCUUUUUUGUUUGGAGUUCACGGCAGUUAUUUUUUUUUUUCUAUAGCUUACAUUUUCCUUCUCUAACUUACGGUACUAGAUCUCGAUCUAGUUGCAUUUUAAAUAAUUCAUUUAACAUAGGAAAAAUAUAAUCCAGCCAAAAUAAUAGAGAAAAAUAUUGAAGCCCCAACUUCUCCAUUUAGUUCAAUCCAAAUUCAGUCAAAAACAAGGUGAGGAAAGUGGCAGUUUGUUCCAAUUUUCAAAAGGCAAAAUGAAAGAAAUGGGGGAUAUGUAGAAAAGAUAUUUAUUAAUCUUCCCAAAGUAGCUUGCUCUGUCCAGUUCUAGUCAGAAAUGUAGACACGAUAUUUUUUUCCCCAAAGGUUUUAUUUCCCCUACUUUUAAUAAUAUUAAUAACAGCCUUCUUCAUUAGUUUUACUUUUGAAGCUUGUUUUUUCUUGCCUUACCUCCAUGACUAUAGUUAGCUUUGUAAGGUUUUUUUUUUUUAACUUACUCAUUUUUAGAUGCAGUUAAGAGAACAAAUGAGAGGAGUAAACUGUGUCUCAGCUGUGUAAGGGUUUCCAUGACACUAAGCUGGCAAGCAGCAGCUUGGUUGCAAUGAGCCAAGAUCGCAAUCUGGGUCCCUCUGUAUUGCCUGUUCGUUGCCUCUAUUUUGGCUUUUCUUGCAUUCGCUCCAUCACAUGUAGUUGAUUCUUCUCUCCCCCCCCCCCCCCCCCUUUGCUUGUCUCUGGUUUCCCAGUUGCUGCAAAAAGCCUGGGCGAGUGGAUGUGGGAAUGAGACUGUGUGUCAUUCUGGCAACCUGAAAGUCUCAAACGCCCAUUUCUGCUCACAAUACAAAAGGCAACAUUGUUCCCCAAAUUUUCUCUGGCGUUUCAUUUUUCUAUUCAAACUAGUUAAUUUCUAAAUCAUUAAAAUGUGGCAGGAUCUCCCCACCAAACUGUUCCUUGAAGAUCUUUUCCAAUCUUGUUAUUUGCCUCAUUUUAAAAAUGGGAGAAAUGUUAUUUUCUACAGCUUCUGUAGCCACAUUCAGUUCUUCAUUUGGUGAGUACUGUUGAUAUGGACAAGCUGCUGGGACAAGUAGGGAGGACAACCUGCUUUCUUGAUGCAAUUCGAUCUCAAAUACAACAUAUUAUCAAUGCAUCCCUCAGGGAGGGGAACUGUCCAUCCUGUUUAAAAGAAGCAGUAGUUAGACCUGCUGAAAAAGCCCUCCCUGGAUUCUCUGGACCUUAAUAAUUACAGACCACUGCCUAACCCUUUUUUGGACAAGAUGAUUGAGGAGGCAGUUGCUUUCCAAAUCCAGGCAGUCUUGAAUGACAUGCGCUUCCUUGACCUAUUUCUGGCUUCAGAGCAGGGAACAGAGUUGAGUCACCUUAUGGUCACCUUAGAGGAUGAUUUCAGUCUUAACACUGACAGGGGGAGUUUGUCCGUGUUGAUGCUUUUUGAUCUCUAAGUGGCAUUCAAAACCAUCAACCAUGGUAUCUUUCUGGACUCCCUGGGGCUUUGGGAAUCAGAGGCACUGUGUUGCGGUGAUUCCAGUUGUAUCUCUCAGGCAGAUUCUAGAUGAUAGUGCUUGGGGAUAGCUGCUCCUCAAAACGGAGUUGCCAUUCUUUCCCCAAUACUUUUUAACAUUUAUAGAAGAGUCCCGCUUAUCCGACUUCUGCUUAUCUGACACACCGUAUUAUCUGAUGCUCGCCCUUGUUUGCUCACUCUUUCACUCACUCACCGAGCUGGGUCCUUGUUCUGCCCUUCCUGCUGGGACCAAUCGGUGAGUGAGCCAGCGAGCAAGGAAGGGCAAGCGGACGGGCAGCAAAGGAGGAGGAUAAGGGAGGCCACCACCAAGAACAAGGUAAGUAUGCUGUCUUCUUCAAGCCCUGAUGCCGACUCCCGCAAGCUCUCCCUCUCUCCCUCCUUCCACCUCCUGGCCUGCCUGGACCACUGACCAUUGCGCCCAGCGAGGAAAACCAGCUGGUCCCCAAAGAGGUUAGCAGGCGGGCCCGAGGCCCAAGGGCGCCAGAGGCGAAAGGUACAGGGUAUCGAGGGCAAGGAGGGAAAGAGGAAAGUCUUGGAUGGGCAGGCACACUCUUUCCCUCCCUCCUUCCCUCGCUUGGGAGCUGCACUGCCUCCACCACUUGUUCUCUUCCUCCUCCUCCUCCUCUCCCUCGAUAGUCAGCCUGCCGAGGGAGAAGAGGAGGAGGAUCACCAGGAGAAGCGGCGGGGGAAGCCUGGAAGCCUUGCUUGGAGGCUGCACUGCCAAUUUUCAAAACUCUCUUGAGAGUAACUCCCAACUGAUUAAUUUCCAAUCUCAGCUGCUUUAAUUAAUUCAGAAGCCCUUGGUUCUGGUCAAUCAAAUCACUGAUUGCUCCAUUUGACUAAUGUCAAAAUAAUACGAAGCAAAAAAACCCCUCUACUUUGAAACUAUAGUUUACCACUGGGUGUCAGUGUUCUCAACCAAUCUUGCUUGAAUUCAAUAGUAAUUAACCUGUAAGUGCAGAUUUGUCAGUUCACUGCUUUGUACUUCAGUGACUUUGCUAUUAUCAGGCAAAAGUAAUACCGGUAAUAAUAAUAAUAAUAAUAAUAAUAAUAAUAAUAAUAAUAAUAAUAAUAACAACAACAACAACAACAACAACAACUACAACUUUAUUUUUAUGACCUGUCUCCAUCUCCCCGAAGAGACUCGGAGCUGCUCACAUGGAGACCAAGCCCAGAGAUGAAAACAAAUAAAAGUUAAAACACAACAACAACAUAAUUAAACAGUAAACAGUAAAAUAAACAUCAUAAAAUACAUCAGCAAAUAUCAAAAUUACAAGGGAGGAGCAGGCAUGUCAAAACGCAGGACAAAAAUGAGUAGGAAUAAAGUGCUGGCGAUCUGGGCAAUAAACAGUUAUGACUGAGAAGCAAUACAUUAUGACUGAGCUGUUCAAAAGUACGUUGGAACAUCCAUGUCUUCAAAUCUUUGUGGAAAGUGGACAGGGUGGUCUGAUCUCCCUGGGGAGAGAGUUCGUGGGGCCACCAGUGAGAAGGCUCUCCCCCUCAUCCCCACCAACCGUAUUUAUGACGGGGGUGGGAGCGAGAGAAGGACCUCCUCAGAAGAUCUAAGAGCCUGUGCUGGUUUGUAGUGGGAGAUAUGAUUGCGAAGAUAAGUAGAGGGCAGCCAGUGGAGCUGCUUCAGAAGAGGCAUUGUGCACUCCCUGUAGAUAGUUCCUGUUAACAACCUGGCUGCUGAUCUUUGCACCAAUUGCAGUAUCCAGGCCGUCUUCAAAAGAAGUCCCAUGUAGAGCGCAUUGCAGUAAUCCAAUCUAGAUGUAACCAAGGCAUGGACCACCAUGGCCAAGUCAGACUUCUCUAAAAAUUAAACAGACUCCUCCCCUCAGGCUUAUAUUUAAGUAAUUCUUAAUUUUCGAAAUCUUUUUCCAGUUCUUCCAGAAACAAUCUACGCCCAAUCUCAUUAAUUUUAAACCUAUCCACGUUAACAGUGCUGGUUCUCAUAUCAGAUAACAUAGUCCAUCAGCAAUUUACUUACUGUUCAGUUAGAAACAUUCUUAAGAUGUUCAGAAAGUUAAAAUUGGGAAGUUAAGAUAACUGAAUGCACAAAGACUUCUCAAUUUUAACUUUCUGAACAGUAAGUAAGUCUUCAGUGUCCAUAUAUGGUGGGGCAGGAUGGUUCUGUAUUGGUUCCCGCUGUUCCACCUGCUCCUCUGUUCCACAGUGUGCAACAGGAAUUUGGACACUUGUGUGUGUUCUCCUGAACCUUCCAUACCAGGGAGGCAGUUUAUGCCAGCUGAUCUCCCCUCAAGUCAACAAUUGCCAGGUCUAGCACCUCUCCCUAAGCAGAGCAGCUAAGGGAUGCAGCAACAUGGUGACAUCUCAACUCGGAGGUCCCCAUUAAGAAUGUUGAAUUUUCCCUCCUUUAACUUAACCAUUAGACCUAGGUAUGAAGCAGUGAGCCAUCCUCUUUGUGGUAGCCCUUGAGAUAUUUAAAAAGUGCAGUCCUGUUAUCCUUCAGUCUUCUCUUCAGCAGGCUGAACAUACGCAGCUCCAGUCUGGCUUGAAGUCAUUGUUGUUUCUCUCCCCUUUAGCUUUUACCCAAAUGCUCUCAGCUUGUUUUCCACAUUUUACCUCUUGUAUUUCCCCACAACUAUCUAUGAUACAUAAGCCUAUUGUCCAUCCUUCACUGCUUGAUCCAUUUUUUAAUGAGUUGUCCAGUGGAUCAUCCAUAUCAACUGAUUCUAUAGCGAAACAUUCACUCAUUAAUUGAUUUAUAAUAUAUCCCCCUCCCCCUGCAAAAUUCCAGAAAGCAAAGCUUGGUCCGUGUUAAUCUUUCAUUACUACAGUUCAAUCAUGAUCAUGCUACUAGAUUUUGCUAGUGUCUGUUCAGUUAUGUUUGUCUUUCUAUGUUAAAAUUUAUUUUGGUCUUCUUUCCCAAACUUUACUAAUUGAUGUAUAGAUAUCUGAGACCAUGGGUCUUUCUACCCACUACUGGAUUCUUGUACUAGCUUUCCACUUCCAUCUUUAUAAUUCAGACUAUUGUCCUUAGCAUUUGGCUUCCCUCUGGUUUCUGGAAUAUUCUGUCACUCCUUUAAAUAACUUAAUUCAGAAUCCUUCUGAUUACAUUUGUGAGAUGUCUAGUAUAUACAUUCUUACCAACUUACAUUUCAUAAUUGGAAUGUCCAGAGAACAGUGACCAAAAUAAUAAAGUUUGGAAGCCAAACCCUAUCAGAAGCAGCUUAAGAAGCUGUGUAUGUUUUGCUUGAGGAAAAGAAAGCUGAGGUGGGACAUGAUAGCCAUGUUUAAACAUUUGGAAGGAUGUCACAUUUAGAAGGGGUCAGGGGACAAGCUUGUUUUUUUCCUACUCUAGAGCCUAAGACACAGAGAAAUAGAUUCAAAUUGCAGAAAGAAGGAUUCCAUUUAAAAAUUAGGAAGAACUUCCUGCUGUUUGACCCGGAAAUAGGCUACCUCAGAGCGUAGUAGUGUUGCCUUCUCUAGAAAUUUUAAAGCAAAGACUAGAUGUCAAGAGUCAAGAGUGUUUUGACUGGAUUUUCCUGCAUGGCAGGGGGUUGGAUUGGAGUGCUCUUGUGGUCUCUUCCAAUUCUAUGAUUCUAACUGUUGUGAGAUGAAAUCCAUCUCAUGGCAGAAAUUCUUCUUUGUGAAAGUGUAGACCAUGGUCCUGGAAGCCAAAUCUUUCCUGAUUUGUUCAGAAUUGAUCUGUGGAGCCAGUUGUUCACUUCUACUAUGUUUCUCUUGCUGCAUCAUUUGGGGUUAUUUGCCAAUACUAAUUUUCUCUUCCUAAUAACUAAGUUGAAUGCCAUUAACUGAUCAGCAUAACCUGUAAGUUGAUGAAUAACUACCACUAGCUCUCUAUAGAGCUAUAGCACUAGAUCUUGGGGUGAGGCAAACAGGAGUGAGGUGAACAAAUGAAACAAAAAGAGGUGUUUAGAUGGGUGGGUAGGUGGGUGGUUAAGGAGGCCUAGAUGUCUGUUCCAUUCUCUACUAGAAUUCAGAUUUCAAAAAAUGGAUGGCGAGGAAGCUCAUGCAGUCACCCGCAAUAGCUGUGGGGUGUUUGUGUUCUUGCCUCACAGUGUGAGAAGUUAUACUUGCAGCAUGUGCUCUCUUUGGAAAAAAGGUCAACACUUUGAAGCCCAUGGAAGAAGAAAAGGUGGACAUGACAAAACAGACUUCUUGCGGGAGAAUCACACAGAAUCUCUGAUGAGGUCACUUCCCAAACACAGGAGGUACACUUGGAGGAAAUUUACGCAUAAUAGAAGGACCAAGAAUCAUUGGUGUGUGGGGUGGGGGUGCAUGUCCUUGGUGUCUCUACACCAAAGACAUGUACAAAACAUAGAAAUAAACAAGAUGAGCUUGAACUCAUAAGCAAAUAUUAUGUAAUUGACAUCUCUGAAACUUGUGAGAUGAGUCCAGUGAUUAAAAUAUAGUAAUAGAGUCUUAUAACCUAUUUCUGAAAAAUAACCAAACAGGAAAGGAGGAGGAUUGGUAUUGUAUAUCAACUAUGUUUACACCUGUGAAGAGGUUCAUGAUAUAAAACCUGGAAGCCAGGUAGAGAGUGCCUGGGUAAAAAUGAAGUGGAAAAGGAACAACAGAGAAGUAAUUAUGGGGAUCUACUACAGAUCUCCAAGCCAGACUGAGGACUUAGAUGAUGUCUUUCAAGAACACAUUACCACACAUUCAGAAAGGAGAAAUGUAGUAGUAAUGGGGGAUGUGAAGUAUUCUGAUAUUUGUUAGAAGACAAACUUGGCAGCUGAUUGAAUGUAAGAUGAGUGUUUAAGGAGGAAGGGAUAUCAGUUACAGACUAAUAAAAUCUUUAUUAAGAGAAAUCCAUCAUUGAUAGCUAAGGUACUGAACCUAUGCUCAACCUAUGCUACAUUCUAAGGAAUGGAAGUGGAAAAUUCCAGAAAUUGAAAGGAAACGGAGAAAGAAGUGGAGAAAAGCACGAACCAGACGCAGCUUUCUUGACUGCAACUCUACAUUUCCCAGGCUCAACCAGACCAGGGACAGUUCCUUGUUGUCAUCCCUCAUAUCACAACUGUCUCCAGCCACAGUACUCCACCUCCUUUGCACUGGUAUGAGCCAGAGCACCCAUAUACAUGCUGGUACUCUGACUGCCAUCAGCCAGAGCUCUCUUAGUACUGGAGUCCUCAGCCAAAGCAGUGAAGGCCAGGUAAGUGGCAUGUUGUGACUGGGGACAGCUGCAACAUGGGGGCAGGAGACACGUUCUACACAGCUGGGCAUUAGGGACUCACUGCCACCUCUAAGGCAGCUAGGGUAGCCCUGACAGGACACAAUGCAGACCCAAUCCAGUGUCCCGGAAGGUUAAGAGGGAAUAUGAUAGCCAUGUUUAAAUAUUUAAAAGGAUAUCAUAUUGAAGCAGAACAAACUUAUUUUCUGCUGCUCCAAAGACUAGGACAUGGAGGGAUGGUUCAAACUACAAGAAAAGAGAUUCUACCAGAUUUAUUGUGAGGAUAAAUUUUGUGGAGAAAGUCAACCUUGCAAUUACUGAAAAGUGGGAUAUUAAUAUAAGUAAAAAGUCGACAACUAAAAAGAAGACUAUCAAAGAAGCAUUUUUGGAUGCUAUUAUUUUGGAACCUGCUCAGUCCGACAAUCCAUAAUUAUAUCACUUUUGACCCUACUGUGGAAAAAGAUGGAAGAUUUUUUUACUCAGACCUCAAAGACUGUUCACACUUCAGGGAGUCUUUUGGGAAAGUGCUUUGGUUGGAAAACAUACGUAUUACUUGUCUGCUCAGAAAAUGUCUUCUCUUCUCAAAACAUAAUUUUCUACACAGAAAACCCUAUAGACAAGUAGUGUGAGUAGAUUUUACAAAUUGCUUAGACAUGUAGUGUAGGAAACUUUUUAGUAAAGAUCGUCUGAUUUUACUUACAGCCGUCAUUCCACUUGGUCAUGUUUCCUAAUUAUUAAAAAAAAGUCAUAGGGAAAAAUGGAUAAGAAAUAAAUCAUCUUUGCUUUCUUACUGAGAUCCUAACUUAUGGUUGUCAGGCAAUAUGAGGACACAAAUGCAGUACAGUAUAUUAAUAGCCGUUUUUCUGGUUUUUGCCUAGUCAAUUAAGCAGUACUUUCUGCCUACUGAAUUUAAGGUUCCAACUCCCAGAACAGCAAGUUCAUCAACUGUCAGAGUCCAGUUUCAGUAAUUUAUUUUAGGGCCCUUGAGCUAUAGAACAUAUGUUUUCUUCAGCUAAUUUGGGGGGGACAUUGCUUCACCAAGGUGUAAAAACUCCAUAUUUGUCCUAGGUAAUAGAGAAUUUCUUGUUGCAUCUGCCACCAUUUUUUCUAUAGAUUAUAAUUGUUGAAUUGGACAAGUAUUGUUAUUGUUGUCUAUAAUUAUGCAUGAUGAAAUUGCAAAAGUAAGCUCUAGUGCAGUUUCAUUGGUACAACUGAAAAAGGAUCAGUCUAGAACAGCAGUGUUUAGUGGUAACCUGAAGCGAACUAGUAGAGUAUUAGCUUUCAUGCUUGUUCAGAGCCUGUGAUUAAUAUAGAACAAAGCAAUUUUUACAGCUUCUCUCAGCUCAGCGUGCAUAGGCAAGUUCGCCUACGUAAGAACAGUGAAGGUAAAAUUGAAUAGGUUGAUCAGGACACCUCUCAACACCCUUUCUGGCACAGGACCCUUUUGUGCUGCACUGCUAUUGUCAUUAGAUAACAUUUUUCCAUUGCUUUCUUCAAGGUUAUCUGUAUGCCUUUCAUUCUGCUUUCAAACUGUCUGCUGUUAUUUUCCCUUUUCCUGUGUUAUGAACAAAAAUAGUCAAUUAAAAUUUAGAGAAAGAAAACUUUGGAAGCUGAGUUUACGGGACCCACAUGGAAAGAACUGAAAGACAAGCCACUAAACUGCCAGGGGUUGGAUGCUGCAUGGGCUCCCCAUGGGAUCUCAGAGGGCAGCCUAUCACCAUCAUGCCCCCACUUCAAUUUAUUUAUUUUUUCUUCAUAAUAUUUUAGUGGAAUCUCAGAGUUUGAGCCCAUUGUUUCAUUAUGCCCUAAUCUCGGAAGAUGGAGCAAACAAGCUUGCUUCCUUUUCAAUAUGACAUCCUUUCAAAUAUUUAAACAUGGCUAUCAUGUUCCUUCUCUUCUCCAGACAAAACAUACCCAGCUGCCAAAGCUGCUUAUUUAUUUUGUAUACUUAUGGCCUCAACAUGAAUAAACUACUACUACUUUAAGCCACCUUGUGUCCUAUAUUUUGAGAAAGGAUAUAAAUCCUAUAACCCACCAUUCUUUUUGCUGUUAAUUGCAAUUGAAUUGACUUUGACUUAUGGUGACUAUUAAUGAGGGACAUCAAAGGUACCCGGUCACCAACUGCCUCUUGCAAACUCAGGGCUGUGUCUACCUUGAUUGAGUCUAUUCACCUGUGAUUAAGUCUUCCUUUGUUCCUACAGCCUGCUAACUUACCAAGUAUUAUUAUCUUUUCUAGUGAAUCAUGCCUUCUCGUGAUAUCAUCGGAGUAUGACAGUUUCAAUUUGACUUCUAAGCAGAGUUCGGCUUUAUUUUCUCUAGGAUCUAUUCAUUUGUUUUAUUUUGUUUUUGGCAGUCCAUGGUAUCUGAAGAAUUCCACUACUCCCAACAUCACAUUUUCCUGUUAGCUUUCUUCACUAUGUAUGCUCUCACAACUAUACAUAGAAAUGAGAAGUACAGUGGCAUGUGCAAUCCUAACUUAAAUAUUCAAUGAUAUAUGUUUACAUUUCAGGAUCUUGCCUAGUUCCUUCAUAGCUGUCCUUCAAAUUCCUAGCAGGCUUCUGAUUUUCUGAUUGCAGUCUCCAUUCUUAUUAAUAAAACGAAAAAUCUUUAACUAUUUCUGUAUCUUCAUCAUCUGUUUUAAUAUAAUGCAACUCAUCUGUGGUCAUUAUGUUUGUGGUCAAUUGUAAUCUUGUCUUUUUACUAUCUUUUUGAGUUUCUUCAGUGGGUGAUCCAGUACUUUGCUAUUCUCUGCUAGGAGUAUGGUGUUAUCUUCAUGUCUCAAAUUGCUGAACUUCCCUCAGUUUUCAUUCUUGCUUCUUUAUUUAUUUAUUUAUUAUUUCCAAUAUUUAUAUCCCGCCCUUCUUACCCGAAGGGAUUCAGGACAGCUUACAACACUGGCACAAUUAGAUGCCUAUACAAAAUCAAUCAACAAUACAUAAAAUCAGUUAAAAACAAUUAAAAUACAAUAUAAAAUUACAGUAUAUAAAUCUUCUGUGUCUCUUCCUCCUUUCUAUAUGAUAUGCUCUGAAUAUAUUGGUAUAUUAAGAGAUAAAAUGCAGUCUUGCUUGACCUUCUUUUCCAUUAGAAAUUAUUUUUUCCUAUUGUGUCCUGAGUAUAGGUUAUACAGCAGGAUAAUCAAAUAUUCUGGCAUGCCCAUUUCUUUGAUCCAUAGUGAUCUACACAAUCAAAGGAAUGAGUGGAAUACUAAAUCCACUUUGCUGUUGCAUUCGCCCAGCCUUAAGUAGUAUUUGUCCUUAGGAAAACUAGUUCUGUCAUGGAGUUGAAGAGCAACACCUUGAGAGUUUCUUCGCAAUAUCUCAUAUUGUACUUAACUGUAGAAAACAAAUAAUAAUGCAUGGGAAAUAAAUGAGAUUGUCCUAGUAUAUAAUUUAAAACAAAUUCUAAAUCACCCUAAAUACCCCAAAGGUAGCCCCACUUUUGAAUGUUGCUAAGAAAAUUCUCUGAAAGUUCUGGGGUCACCAUAAAUCAACAAACAACUUGAUGGCCUACACUGAACACACAGUGAACUUGGUGUUAUUCCCAGAUAUUACACUAUGUAACAAAAUUUGGAAAAAAAAUCUGUUCCUGGUUUGAAAGUGUUAUUUCCCAUUUAAUUGUGCAGUACUUACUUUGAAAGUACUGUAGUUGUUAUACUCCAGAAACUUUGUUUUUGUGGCUGUCACAAACUAUGUUGAAUUGAUUGAAACUCUAUGAGAUAUUGGUUGAAAAAUCCAGCAAAAUGUGCUGCAGGAUGUCCCGCAAAACAACAAAGUUUUUGCAGUUUAAUAAACUUUUUUCCAACAGCUCUCACAACCUCUGAGGAUUCCUGCCAUAGAUGUGAGUGAAAUGUCAGGAGAAAAUGCUUCUGGAAUAUGGCCAUACAGCCCAGAAAACUCACAGCAACCCAAUUUAGUGGGCAGCAGAAUUUAGUGGGGAAGGAGUUUCCAAGCUCAUUUCUCGCUAUGAUAAGUGCCUAGAUUUGAAUGAUGACUAUUUGAGUGUGGCUUUCAACUGCAUAUGGUAAAUGUUUUCUCCUAAACUUUGUUCAUUUUUAAUUCCAAAACGUAAUGUACUUUCUGGAUAGCCCUCGUAAUUUGAGGACCUUCUGACUAAAAUCUUAACAAAUUAACCUCAGAGGUUGGAUUUCAAGUCACAAGUUCUGAUUCUGUGUCCAGAUUUGAACAACAUCUCUGCUUACUAAAUAUUUUUUAAACUUGAAUUGAGAACACUGAAUUUGACAGGAAAGAAAUUGCUUUCAGGGUGAAAAGUAGGCAAAACAAAUUACAAUGAAUUGUUUCUAAGUGGCGAGUGGGGCUAUACAUAACUUAUUUAUGAGUUGACUGAAGAGUGAAUUUCAUAUUUGUACGGUAUCUGUGACAAGCAGCAGUCUUUCUAGGUUAAUCAGUUAAAGCUAAAGAGAAGACAUCAUGAAUCAUUCUCAGUCCAAAAUAAUGUGGUCAGGCUGUUGGGUGAUGAAAAGUCAUGUAACAGCAAUUCAUAUCAUCAUGGAUUGAAAGAAUAAGAUGAAAGUUGUUUUGGUUUCCUAAAAUACAUUGACAUUCAAAAUAUUUGAUAGUAUUUUUUUCAUUUUGACCUGCAGGUGGCAAUAGUGUCCUGGAGAUUCUUUUCCAAAGUUACUGCUUGACCAAGCACCUCGUAUUUAAUUCUUCCAUGUAUACAUAGUUUUCUACACAUGCUUCAAAUGCUUCCCUUUUCUUUUUAAAAAGAUCUCUUCAAAAAUCAUUAUACUCUCAGAAAUGUUGAAAGUGGAGUUGUAUUCGUUGGGACUUGUGGAAGACCAGAUGGGGAAGUAUUGGGAAACUACUACGAUAUAAAGCCACAGAAACAAUAUUAUUGUACGUUCAGAUGUAGAAAUAUACAAUCAUACCAACAAAUGAAGAAUGGGUAUUGAAACUGAGACUUUGUGGAAAUUGACAAAUUAACAAUGUUUUUUUCUGACCUUUGUAGAAGUCUGGUAAUUUAUGUAUUUAUUUAUUUUGCAGAGUAAAGAGAACAAUAUGUUGACAGUAGUUUCAGAUAAAUCAGUAAAUUGGUUUAAGCACUAGAAGUGCAUGAAUGAUAAUUAAGUUUAAAGAAGCUGUUUUGCUUAGUUUUAUAUAUUACUGUAUUUACUAGUUUCUAAUGCUCACUUUUUGGACUAAAUUACCUUCCCAAAAUCAGAUUUGUAUAAUAUGGUAAAUCCUUUUUUGGGUUUCAGGAUUUUAAAAAUUGAGGCAUGCAUUAGAUUCGAUGGUGCAUUAGAUUCUAGGAAAUGUGGUAUUUUAUAGGAAAGUUGGAAGUCAAAUAUAUUGUAUAUAGACAUCUUUUCUUUUUCUUGCUUUUCUUAUUUCUAAACUGUUUCUUACUGUAUUAAACUUUUUCUUAACAGCAUUGUCGAAGGCUUUCACAGACAGUAUCACUGGAGAGUUGUGUGGUUUCCGGGGUAUAUGGCCAUGUUCUAGCAGCAUUUUUCCUUGACGUUUUGCCUGCAUCUGUAGCUGGAGAGGAUUUCUUAGUGUGAUUCUCUUUUUAUAUUAACUCAUUUUUACUUCUGCAUUAUUCUUUUUUUGCGGUAUAUUUUAUUGUAUUUGUACAUCUCUAAAAUAAAUAUUAAUUAUAAUUAUGUUA